Molecule: messenger RNA, 759 nt
Organism: Encephalitozoon cuniculi GB-M1
Lineage: Eukaryota; Fungi; Microsporidia; Unikaryonidae
Exons: 1
Coding region: 1-759 (252 amino acids)
Molecular function (GO): GTPase activity
Source: RefSeq, marked provisional
AUGGGAUACGCCAUUUUCGUUUUUGGCCCAGCAGGAUCCGGGAAGUCGACUUUUUGUAGGAACAUACGAGAACACGGUGAGAACAUGGGAAGAAGCUAUAAGGUGAUCAACCUAGACCCUGCACAGAUCUCCGCCGCCGACGACUAUUCCAUUGACCUCAGAGACUUCAUCACCAUCAACGAUGUUAUGGAAGACUACGACUACGGACCAAACGGUGGGCUCUUGCUUGCAUUGGAGGAGCUCUAUGAAAAUAUCGAGGAGCUGGGAUUGGAGGAUCUUGAGGGAUCCUUCCUUGUUUUCGAUUGCCCAGGCCAAAUAGAGCUGUUCAUGCAUUCCGAUGUAAUGCCCAAGAUCAUCGAGCAUGUGGGUCGGUACUUCAAGUGCGGGGUUGUCUAUGUUAUGGAGUCCCAGUACCUGGUUGACAUCAAUAAGUAUGUAAGCGGAUGCUUCUGUGCACUCAUCUCGAUGGCAAGGCUCGACGUUCCUUGCAUCAACGUGAUUUCCAAAAUGGAUUUGAUCAAAAAUGAGGACUUGGAGGUGUUCUACACGCCGACCGAGGAACUUUCGAUGCUGAUUGGAGCAGGAAAGUAUUCAAGAAUAUGUAAAAGAAUGCUGAGCUUUGUCGCCGAGAACAACAUGCUAGACUUCCACCCACUGGACUGGAGCAAGGAAGAAUCAGUCAAAGGGAUUCUCCACUGCAUAGACAGUGCCGUGCAGUACUAUGAAGGCUCCGAGCCCAGGGCAAGAGACUUUGAUUGA